Messenger RNA from Zootoca vivipara (common lizard), 917 nucleotides. Its product is annotated as C-C motif chemokine 5-like. NCBI's taxonomy places the organism in Eukaryota, Metazoa, Chordata, Lepidosauria, Squamata, Lacertidae. Gene Ontology annotation, biological process: inflammatory response; chemokine-mediated signaling pathway; antimicrobial humoral immune response mediated by antimicrobial peptide. Gene Ontology annotation, molecular function: CCR chemokine receptor binding; chemokine activity. Gene Ontology annotation, cellular component: extracellular region. The record is from RefSeq and is a predicted model, not a curated record.
ACACAGAGAGACUUUGAGAGACUAUCCUCAGCACCACUCAGCAACUCCAGAAGACAUGAAGGUCUCCAUAGCUGGCCUCACCUUCCUCCUACUCCUUGCCUCCUUGUCUCUGACCAUCGCUGCCCAACGUGGUAUGGAUGCAUCUCCCUGCUGCCCCAGAUACAACCACAAACCGUUCCCAAGGAGAUUCGUGAAGAGCUUUUUCCACACCAGUUCACACUGCAACCGUCCUGCCGUAGUGUUUGUAUUCAGGAAUGGUAAAUCGGGCUGUGCUGACCCCAAGGCCGAGUGGGUGAUAAAACUGAUGGCAUCCCUUACACCAGAGUGAGAACAACCCACCUAUCUACCAACCAUUUGCAUCCCCGCCUCUAUCCUUCUGGUGCCAACUGCAGAUCUCCUGCCAGGAAGAGCUACCUUUGAGCCGCAGCCUCAUUCCACUUGUGCUCCUGCUGUUUCUCUGAUUCCCACCCACCCAAGGGACACCAUCGCCACCCAGGUUGAGGUCCCUCAGGGCCACCGCUCUCAUCAAGCCAUCCAUUUCCAGAGAAGGGCUCUCUCAGCGAGAAGCGGUCAGAGGAUGAGAAGAUGCCCUUUCUUGGCUAAAUCACAGAAUCGUAGGAUGAUAGGCUUGGAAGGGACUCCAAGGGUUAUCUGGUCCAACCCCUGCGAUGCAGGAAUCACAGCAAAGGAAUCCUCUUCCUUGAAACAACUCUCCGUCUUUUGAAGAGCCUUUGGAAAUAACUCUGUGGCUUUCUGGUAUGGCUGAAAGGCAGGUUCACAAUAUUAGCAGCCAUUAGGAAAUUUACACCCACACACAGAGAGAAAAGUUUCUGAAUGUUCAAAUUCAGUCUUGGUGGUCAGCCUUGCACAUUUGCUGAUCAGUUUCAGUAAAACCAGUCUGUGGACCCAAAGUUUGA